Molecule: messenger RNA, 2816 nt
Organism: Dreissena polymorpha
Lineage: Eukaryota; Metazoa; Mollusca; Bivalvia; Myida; Dreissenidae
Product: monocarboxylate transporter 12-like
Exons: 7
Coding region: 479-2071 (530 amino acids)
Biological process (GO): monocarboxylic acid transport; transmembrane transport
Molecular function (GO): monocarboxylic acid transmembrane transporter activity
Source: RefSeq, a predicted model, not a curated record
AGUCAAAAUACAUCAUUGAUUUGCUAACUUACCACCAAAGAUUGAUCUCUCAACUGUUUUGAUUGCAUACUUCUUUAAAUUGUACGGAAUUUCAGGGCAUACACAUCCGCCCUUUCAAAAUUGUAGUAAAAUAAGCAUACGCGAUUCGCGAACUACUGUAUACAACAACCACUUGAAAUCGCAACAAACUCUUAAGAGGUUUUGCGGCGUUAUAACUGAAGCUAGUGGAAGUCGGUUAUUGGCCUUUCUAUUCGCGAAUACUAACACGUGCAUCUGCAUAAGUGUUAUCUAAAUUAAGAAUCGGCUACGGUUAUCCACAAGUCUUAACGGAAUACAUGUACAUUCAUUAGUACCAUCAUUCAUUUUAUGGUAGAUCUAUCACAGAAUCGAGUGAGUCAUGUUGUUUACAUUGCGCGGUUAACUAACCAGGACUGGAUCUAUAUCUACUGUAACCACACAUCGUAUACAUCUGGGCAUCAUGUCCUCAAAUAAACGGACACCUGCCGUCGACCAAGACGCCGACCAGGACGAUGAUUUACCGAGAUCUGCUGCACGUGACAUCGACGGCGGCUGGGGCUGGAUGGUCUGCGUCGGAUGCUUUGUCUGUCACGUGAUCACCGACGGGAUAUUUUACUCCUUCGGCAUGAUCUUUGUGGAGCUCCUGAAUACGUUCGAGGAGAGUAAAGGGGACACUUCCGUCAUAGGAUCCUUGUCGACGGGAAUGUGCUUUCUUUCAGGACCGAUUGUGUCGAUUCUCGCAAACCGGUUCGGAUGUCGAGCAGUGACCAUUUGUGGCGCAUUCGUCGCGUCAACCGGUCUCUUUGUGAGCGCGUUUGCCCCCAACAUACAGUUCCUAUAUUUCUCUCUGGGUAUUUUAACGGGUUUCGGUUACGGGAUGAUCUACUUACCGUCCAUUGUGUCUGUCACCGUGUAUUUCCGGAAGAAGCGUUCCCUAGCAACGGGUAUUGGUGUCAGCGGAUCCGGAAUAGGAACGUUCAUAAUGAGCCCGCUAACGAGUGUUUUGGUACAGCAAUACGCGUGGCAUGGGGCGUUAAUCGUGCAGUCCGGUCUGCUGCUAAACUGCGUCGCGUGCGGACUGCUGUUCCUACCCUUAGGCCAACAACACACCUUGCGCAUUGAAGAAUCUCGUACUAAGUACGACGAAACACACAUAUCACUCUCAAAGGAAUCCGAAAGUGGCGGUGUUAUAGAGAAUGGCUUGAAUGGGAUUUUAGAAAAUGAUAUCAACUCUUUGCAGACGACUACAAGCAAGAAUACAACCAAAAGCAAUGGUCAACACUACAUCGACAGCGAGAACGAACUAUCUAUUCCGCUAACUUCCGGUGAUACGUCCGACUACGACAUUGAUAAAACACACGAAGUCUCUUCUCCUACGCCUCUCUUGAGUUCUUCAAUAUCCGGUUCAAACGAGAGCAACAGAUUGUGUGCCGCAAAGAUACGUGAACUGUUUGACUAUGAGAUGUUUAAGUCAGUAAAAUUCCUCUUGUUUCUUGUGUCGCUGUUCUUCUACGGUCUUGGAUAUUAUGUGCCUUAUAUGUACCUCCCAGACAUGGCCAUGCGAAUGGGAAUCAGUGAGUUCCGGUCCUCCUGGCUUCUAUCCGCAGUAGGAAUCACGAACACCGUGGGGCGAGUUGUCUUCGGAUACAUUUCGGACCGGAAGUCGGUGAAUCGUCUGCUAUUGUACAACGUGUCGCUAAUAAUAUGCGGCAUAUUCACAGCUGUUGCUCCUCUGAUGGGCGCAUACUGGUCGCUAAUGGUGUACUCAGCCAUGUUUGGAGUGUUCAGUGGUGUCACUAUUUCCCUGACAUCUGUGAUUCUUGCCGACAUUGUGGGUAUAGACAAACUCUCCAAUGCAUUCGGCAUGUGUAACUUUGUUGGAGGGGUGUCCGUAUUUGCAGGGCCUCCCGUUGCAGGUCGGCUAUUCGACAUUUCCGGUGGAUAUUUAAUGUGCUACAUAUACGCAGGCAUUUCCAUAGUGCUCAGUGGAGCUAUCCUCUUUAUUGUGUUGUACAUGGAGCGCAAGGAACCGAAGAAACUGAACACCGAAUAGUAACAGUUGUGUAGAUCUCAAUCUUUAUUGUGCUGUACAUGGAGCGCAAGGAACCGGAGAAACAAAACACCGAAUAGUAACAGUUGUGUAGAUCUCAAUGGAGCUAUCUUCUUUAUUGAGCUGUGAUUGGAGCCUAAAGGACUGAACACAAAGAACAAUGAAAGAUGACACAGCUAUAGUGCCGAGUAGUGCUAUCCUUUAUAUGAUGUUGUUACAGUAGUCGAAGCGCAAGGAAAAGAACAAAACGAACACUGAAUUGUAACACCGUAACCGUGCUCAGUGGAGUCAUAGUCCCUAGUGCGUCGUUCAUUAUAGAGCCAAAAACCGAAGAAACAUAACACCGAAUCGUAGCACUGUUAUAGUGCUUAGUGGAGCUUUACUUUUUCAGUGCCAUAUUUUGAGAGCAAAGAACGAAAGUAAAAGAAGCUAUUGUAACACUGUUAUAGAGCUUAGUGGAGCUAUCCUCUUUAUCGUUCUGCACAAGAAAAGAUCAGAAAGCAACCGAAGGAACAGAACACAUUAUUGCACCACUGCGAUAGUUCUCAGUAUAGCUAUACUCUUUAUUGUGCUGAAUUUGAAGAGCAAGGAACCGAAAAAAAGAACACCGAAUUGGGACAGUGCUAAAGUGCAUUAUAUUUCAUCCAAACAAGAUACUGAUUAUUACGCAUAUAUUUUUUUCUUUUUUUGAAGAUCAUGUUGUAAAACAAAUACAUGAAAACGGUUAAUUAAAGCGUUGGAUAAUUCA